Menidia menidia (Atlantic silverside) is the source of this 1017-nucleotide messenger RNA. The record is from the annotation of a GenBank genome assembly. NCBI's taxonomy places the organism in Eukaryota, Metazoa, Chordata, Actinopteri, Atheriniformes, Atherinopsidae.
AUGGAGAGUAGAUUCAGUGUUUUGAACGACACAGACGUCCUCUCGCGAUUUUCCAACGCCGAAAACAUUUUUCACACCGAAAGGUCUAAGACGCUGUUUGAGGAGAUCCGUGCCUCCAUAAACAACAAUGACGAAGAGGACCGAGCCUUCUGGAGGCCUGUGCUCCCCUGGGGGGGCGUCUUCCCCAUCAAGGCGGGACGGAAGGCCGUCUCCUGCAUUCCCCUGUACGUGGAGAUCCAGCUGAAAAACACCUGCACCAUUGACGGCUUCCUCAUGAUCCUGUACGUGAUCCUCCGGGACAACCAGGGCUUCCACAGGGAGCUGGCCGUCUUCCUGGGCAAACAGUUCGUGGACCACUUCCUCUACCUGAUGGACUCCUGCGACUACGCCACCGUGAAGAUGCUGUGGAUCUGGAACAGGAUGUCGAAGAGACAGUACCGCUCGGAGAUCCACCAGGCCGCGCUGGAGAUCGACCUGUUCGGGAACGAGCACCAGAACUUCACCGAGAACCUGGAAAACCUCAUGUCCACCGUGCAGGAGAGCCUGUGCACCAACUGGAGCUGCCCCGUGCGCUUCCAGGACCUAAUCAAAACCACCAUCAGCAUCAGUCCGCAUCACGAGCUUCCUCAGAGAGACCCGAUCCAGUCGGCCGUGGAUGAAUUUUUCUGCCCGAAGCUGCUUCUCUGCUCAGAACAGGGGUGCGACGGCUUAAGGGAGUUUUCCCAGCGGGUGUUCUGCCAUGGCCCCCCUCCCUUCGUCAUCCUGAACAUGCAGCAGUGGAGGUCGGAGGACCUGUCCUACGUCCCCUACCAUCUGGCCCUCUGUCAGCACAGAUACCUGCUGGAGGGCGCCACGCUCUUCAACAAGGAGGAGCACCACUACUCGGCUGCCUUCCACCUGGACGGCUGCUGGAUGCACUACGACGGCCUGAGGAGCGACAACCUGAUCCUGCUGCACAAGCCGCCCGAGCUCCUGCUGCUGUCCUCCCUGGUCUACAUCCGCUCCCCGGACAAGUGA